UCGAAGUGACUAUUUGAUACAGCCCUAUAGAACACGACGCAAGUACCUGCAACUCUCUCUCUCUCUCUUGCCUAGUUCUCGUGAAAAAGCCAGAAGGAUCUGGAACAAAAAACAACCCAGCAACUUCUUACCCUGUGGCUCAAAAGCUGUCAUCCACUUGAGUGAAAGGCUGCAAAACACAAGUUCUAGUGACUAUUUGAUACUGUCCUACGCACGGCAAAACUGCAUCGCACCUAGUUAUCGUGAAAACAUCAGAAGACCCAGGCAAAAACAAACCAGGUGGCCAUCUCCAUUCCUAGUUUCUCUCUUAGUCCAGCAGCCGUGUACUGCAGCACACAACCAAACAAAACCCACAUUAUCUUCAAAAAGGAAACAAACGACAGAUAAAAUAAUGACCGGAAGGCCUGCUCGUGUGUGUGUGGAUUGUUGUUGUACAAACCAGUCGUCUGUGUCUGGAGACGAAUGUUGGGAUGACGAGUGGUAUGAAUCACCCCUGCCAUACAUCAAACGACGAUACAUGUAUCUACACCUGACGAGCUGUGGGGUUGAUUCAGACCACUCGUCGCCGACCCAACCCUCGUCUACAGACACUGACAACAUGUUUGUACACCAACAGUUGAGUGUCUCAGUAGACGAGUGUUGGGACAAUGAAGUAUAUGAGUCUCCAUUAUCUCAUAUUAAAACAGCAGCAUCAUUUAAAAAUAUUAUUAGGGAGCAACCACCGAAAAUGUCGAAAACGCAAAAAACAAAAUUUCGACAGGCGGAACGUGAGCGUCACCGACUAUUGUUUUUUAAAUGAUGCUCUUGUUUAUGUGUGGGUAACAGUUAGGCUAAGUUAUUUUUCUUGUUUUGCUGUUUUAGUUUUACCCUUAUUCUCUAGUUUUUAGGUUUUUUCGUGUUAGGUUAGUUUUUGUGUUAAGUUUUGUUGUUAAAGUUAGGCUGGUUUUUGUGUUAAGUUUUGUUGUUAAAGUUAGGUUAGUUUUGUGUUAAAAGUUAGUCUAUAGUUUGGCUUUUUAUUUUUGUCUUUGUAGUUUUUAGGUGUUAGGUUUUAUUUUCUAGUUUUUUAGGGUUUUUCAUGUUAAGUUGCUGUGUUAUAAGAAUAUACUUUUUUCCUCAUU
This is a messenger RNA of Diabrotica virgifera virgifera (western corn rootworm), 1118 nucleotides long. RefSeq lists its product as uncharacterized. Lineage: Eukaryota; Metazoa; Arthropoda; Insecta; Coleoptera; Chrysomelidae. The record is from RefSeq and is a predicted model, not a curated record. The coding region runs from base 392 to 799 and encodes 135 amino acids. The transcript is spliced from 4 exons.